AUGGCAAUAGAUCACAAAUCCGCCGGCGGCGAAGACUUGAUUGACGACUCUCUUGAGCUGUCGUCGUCAUACCAAGACAGCAACUGUCGCGUGUUCAAAAUCAUCGUCAUAGGAGACACCAGCGUGGGGAAGACGUGUCUGACUCACAGGUUCUGUGGCGGUUCCUUCCUGAACAAUCCCGAGGCGACCAUCGGCGUCGACUUCCGGGAGAAGACGCUGAGGCUGGACGGGGAAGUCAUCAAGUUGCAGAUAUGGGACACGGCCGGCCAGGAGCGUUUCCGGAAGAGCAUGGUGGACCACUACUACCGCAGCGUUCACGCCGUCAUCUUCGUGUACGACGUCACCAGCCUGGCCACUUUCCAGAGCCUCCCCGAGUGGAUCGAGGAGUGCGGCCGUCACUCCGUGGGGCCCCUAGUGCCGCGCGUGGUGGUGGGAAACAAGUGCGACCUAAGGGACCGUCGCGAGGUGCCCACGUCUGCGGCCCAGUGCCUGGCCGACGCGCACAACAUGCCCCUCUUUGAAGCCUCGGCCAAGGACCCGGCUGAGGAGGAGCACGUGGAAGCCAUUUUCUUGACUUUGGCUUACAGACUAAAGAGUCAUAAACCUCUGAGACUGAAGCAGCCUGCUGCUGAGGGUGAUGUCACGUGUCUGUGGAAGCCCAGAAAGCAGGAGGCGGGGCCUUGUCAAUGCUGAUAAUAAGCUCCGCCUCCAACCCUCUUAAUCAGCCUGCUGUAAAGCACAGGCUAACAAAUUUGCACUAUAUUUUUAUGAAAUGUAUUCCCAAAUACAGACAUGUAGCGAAGGAAAAUACAAUCUAUUUUUAGCUCAUUCAUCAAAAAAUAUAACUGACCAGUGCCCUUAAUUUUGAUCAUGUAAAGAGCUGAUAUGCAAUUAACCACGUAGCAACUUAGCUGUGCAGACAUAAAGAGAAAACAUGUCCACUGCAAGUGACAUGUCCAUCAAUAAAGUGAAAGUAUACGUGAGGCAUUUUAUCAUUUUAUUAUUUUUUGUGACAGACAAAAAACAACAACCUUGAAUUGCAGACAUUGUCUCCGGAAGACCUUGGAGUUCAGAACAUACCACAAGGUGACGCCACGAUGUGGAAUUUCAAUGCAGCCUAUUUUUGUCUUGCAUGCAAAUCUCCAAAAUAAAGAACAUUCCGGCUC
Molecule: messenger RNA, 1166 nt
Organism: Nerophis lumbriciformis (worm pipefish)
Lineage: Eukaryota; Metazoa; Chordata; Actinopteri; Syngnathiformes; Syngnathidae
Product: ras-related protein Rab-33B
Biological process (GO): Rab protein signal transduction
Molecular function (GO): GTPase activity; GTP binding
Source: RefSeq, a predicted model, not a curated record